AUGUCUGCAAUCAUUGACCUAGCGGGUUCAUCACCCAAUAUCACAACACGUCAAACUCGCAGCUCAACCCGUCAAGCUCUCUCGUCGAUUGCUCCACCCUUGAAGAGGGACCAAAGUCCAGACUCAUCCUCCAAGAAGCCUCCGAUAGGCCUCAUACCAUCAGAUUCCUUCAUAUCUCGGAUUCCUCUUCCUGGCGAUGACCGCGAUAUCCUGGUCUCUAAACGUGACUGGCUCACUUCUCACACCAUCUCCCUCCCCCGAGAUGUCCUUGGAUCUAUUAAUCUCAACCCUGCGAUAUACUUUAAUCCUGUUGACGCAACUUAUGUCUUUGCUCAGGCUCAUGCUGGUACCGCAGUCUGCAUCUCACCGGACGGUGUCCUCCUCACCUGUGCCCAUUGCAUUGCAGACAAGCCCUCUGAGCUUACCACCAGGCCUUGGCAUGUCCUCAUAUCCUCAAGCGGGAGCGUUGUGUUGACAAAAGUAAUCUCAUGGGAUCCAGUGCGAGAUCUUGCUCUUCUCCUUAUCGAUCGAGCCCAGUCCCCCCACAGACCUUUCCCUCACAUCCGCAUCGCAUCAUCCCCUCCCAAGUUCAACUCUGAGCUCUUGUGCAUAGGACAUCCUGGUUCAGAUGACCUCGAGGUAGAAGAUAGCGAUGCGAAAACAGGGUACGACACAUUGGUGCUUAGCGAAGGGACGUUUCGUGGACUAGCCGAAGAUCAAGAUCCGCAAGACAAUAGCGACAUUGGGGCUUUGAGACACACCUGCUGGACGUACUGGGGACACAGUGGUGCUGGCUUGUUUGAUCGAGUAGCAGGGAGUUUGGUGGGUGUGCAUUCAAGCUGGGAUGAGAAGACCGGUAUGAGGAGAGGAGUGCCACUCGAAGCGGUGGUAUCAUUUCUUGAAGAGUUUGAGACAAGUAGGCGAGAUGCUUUCGGGAGGGAGUGGCAAUGGUAUGUGCAGUGA
This is a messenger RNA of Fusarium venenatum, 963 nucleotides long. Its product is annotated as trypsin-like cysteine/serine peptidase domain-containing protein. The record is from RefSeq and is a predicted model, not a curated record. Lineage: Eukaryota; Fungi; Ascomycota; Sordariomycetes; Hypocreales; Nectriaceae.